AUUUUGCACCUUUUUUUGCUGGUUGGUUUGUGAGAUUGUACUUAGAUGGAGACCGAUGCAACGAGCCCUGUGUCGUGUGAUCCCAAGAAGCCUGUCGAUGCAAUAGAAACAAUCGAGGAGGUGAAUGAUUCUCCAAUUGAGGAAGUCCGGCUGACAGUAGCAAUAACGGAUGAUCCCACGUUGCCAUGCUUGACGUUUCGGACAUGGGUGCUGGGGAUAAUAUCAUGUGCAGCUCUAGCGUUCUUGAACCAGUUCUUCGUGUAUCGCCAGAACGCCCUCUCUGUAUCGUCCGUUGCUGCUCAGAUUUUAGUCCUUCCCGUUGGGAAGCUCAUGGCCGCAACUCUUCCAACAGAGGCGGUCAAGAUUCCCGGAACGAAAUGGUCCUUCACUAUGAAUCCAGGGCCUUUCAACUUAAAGGAGCAUUGCCUCAUCACCAUAUUCGCCAAUGCAGGCGUGACGGGCGCGUAUGCAGUCAACAUCAUCACCAUCAUCAAGGCGUUUUACCAUCGGAAAAUUAAUCUCGUGGCUGCAAUGCUACUCACACAUAGCACACAGUUGCUUGGGUACGGCUGGGCUGGAAUCUUCCGGAAGUUUCUAGUGGAUUCUCCCUACAUGUGGUGGCCUUCGAACCUCGUUCAAGUGUCUCUCUUCAGAGCAUUGCAUGAGGUCGAGGUGAGGCGAAAAGGAGGCCUCACCCGGCUGCAAUUCUUCACCGUGGUCUCUGUUUCGAGCUUUUGUUAUUACAUAAUCCCAAACUUUCUGUUCCCAUCCAUCACUGCUCUCUCCUUUAUAUGCUGGAUAUGGAAAGAUUCUGUAACAGCACAUCAGAUAGGAGGAGGGAUUCGAGGCUUGGGACUGGGCUCGAUCGCGUUUGAUUGGUCGACCAUUGCAGCCUUUGCAGGCAGCCCUCUAGCAGCCCCCGGCUUUGCUAUAAUCAACUUGUUGGUCGGCUUCAUACUGAUAGUCUACGUUAUGCUGCCAAUAGCCUAUUGGAACAACAUGUACAACGCAAAGCGAUUCCCCAUCGUUUCUGCACACGUCUUUGAUGCUACUGGAGCGACAUACAACACAUCAACAAUCCUAACUGGGAAGACCUUUGAAUUCGACCGGGCGGGAUAUGAUAGCUACAGCAAGGUUAACCUCAGCAUCUUCUUCGUGUUGAUCUACGGUCUCAACUUUGCAGCCUUGGCUUCUACUGUGUCACACGUAACGCUCUUUCAUGGAAGAACAAUCUGGCAGCAGACCAAGGCCUCGUUUCAGGAAAAGUUCGGAGACAUCCAUACUAGGUUGAUGAGGAAGAGCUACGAGCCUGUCCCGCAGUGGUGGUUCCACAGCCUCCUGAUCAUGGUGGUAGCAAUAUCCAUGCUUGCCUGUGAAGGCUUUGGAAGGCAACUGCAGCUUCCUUACUGGGGCGUAGCGUUGGCUAUGACGCUGGCCUUCGUGUUCACCCUUCCUGUGGGUGUUAUUGCAGCCACAACCAACCAGCCAGCAGGACUGAAUGUAAUAUCCGAGAUGAUAAUCGGCUACCUGUACCCGGGGAAGCCUCUAGCCAACGUCGUGUUCAAGACCUACGGCACCAUAAGCAUGUCGCAGGCCAUCACGUUCCUCUCCGACUUCAAGCUCGGCCAUUACAUGAAAAUCCCUCCAAAAUCGAUGUUCCUGGUUCAGCUCGUGGGGACGGUGAUCACUUCCUUGGUGAGCUUCGGCACAGCUUGGUGGCUCCUGACCUCCAUUAAACACAUUUGUGACCCAACAAAUCUGCCCCCGGGCAGCCCAUGGACCUGCCCGGGGGACGACGUGUUCUACAACGCCUCCAUAAUCUGGGGCGUUGUAGGGCCCCUUCGCAUGUUCGGGAAGCUGGGGCUGUACCAGGAGAUGAACUACUUCUUCCUGUUCGGGCUGGUGGCGCCUGUCCCCGUCUGGUACUUUGCGCGUAAGUACCCGGAGAAGAGGUGGAUCGGGUGCAUCAACAUCCCCAUUGUCCUGUCGGGGACACUGGGGAUGCCUGUGGCUAAAUCCGUCAACUGUGUUUCUUGGUUGACGGUGGGGAUCCUGUUCAACUUGGUGGUGUACCGGAGAUACAAGGGCUGGUGGGCCCGGCACAACUACAUUCUAUCUGCGGGGCUCGAUGUCGGGGUGGCCUUCAUGGGGACGCUGUGUUACUUCGCUCUGCAGUAUAAUGGCAUCAUUGGGCCUGGCUGGUGGGGGUUGCACAUCGACGAUCACUGCCCCUUGGCCAAGUGCCCCACCGCGCCCGGUAUCAAAGUUGAUCAAUGCCCUCUGCACUAACAAAACUCAUUUCAACAAAGUGUUUUUUUUAAAUGACAAUAGCUGAGAUGUGUAUAUAUAUAACUCAUUCAAUCAAUGCAAAGUCUGAAAACUUCAAUGA
Molecule: messenger RNA, 2389 nt
Organism: Salvia hispanica
Lineage: Eukaryota; Viridiplantae; Streptophyta; Magnoliopsida; Lamiales; Lamiaceae
Product: oligopeptide transporter 5-like
Biological process (GO): transmembrane transport
Molecular function (GO): oligopeptide transmembrane transporter activity
Source: RefSeq, a predicted model, not a curated record